This is a messenger RNA of Eurypyga helias (sunbittern), 3754 nucleotides long. RefSeq names its product protocadherin 18 (gene PCDH18). The transcript is spliced from 4 exons. The record is from RefSeq and is a predicted model, not a curated record. Gene Ontology annotation, molecular function: calcium ion binding. Gene Ontology annotation, cellular component: plasma membrane. Bases 1 to 3429 code for a protein of 1142 amino acids. NCBI's taxonomy places the organism in Eukaryota, Metazoa, Chordata, Aves, Eurypygiformes, Eurypygidae. Gene Ontology annotation, biological process: homophilic cell-cell adhesion.
AUGCAUUGCAAAAACUUACAAAUGCACCGAAUCGGCAGUAAAAUGCACUUUAUAUUCAUUUUUGCACUGAUGAUAGUAUCUUUCAAUAAGACUGUGCUGGGCAAGAAUUUGAAAUACAGGAUUUAUGAGGAGCAGAGAGUUGGAUCAGUAAUUGCAAGACUAUCGGAGGAUGUAGCUGAUGUUUUAUUAAAAAUGCCUAACCCUUCCUCGGUUCGUUUUCGAGCCAUGCAGAGGGGGAAUUCACCCUUGCUGGUAGUCCGGGAGGAUAACGGAGAAAUCAGCAUAGGAGCUAAAAUUGACCGGGAGCAACUCUGCCAGAAAAACUUAAACUGCUCCAUAGAGUUUGAUGUGAUCACUCUCCCCACUGAACAUCUGCAGCUUUUCCAUGUUGAAGUUGAAGUGCUGGAUAUUAAUGACAACUCUCCCCAGUUUUCCAGAGCUCUUAUCCCUAUCGAAAUAUCAGAGAGUGCAGCUGUAGGAACCCGGAUCCCUUUGGACAGCGCUUUUGAUCCAGAUGUAGGGGACAACUCCCUUCACACUUACUCCCUUUCUGCAAAUGAUUUUUUUAGCAUUGAGGUGAGAACCAGGACUGACGGUGCUAAGUACGCAGAGCUGAUCGUGGUCAGAGAGCUGGACCGGGAGUUGAAGUCAAGUUAUGAACUCCAACUCACUGCAUCAGAUAAAGGGGUGCCUCAGAGAUCUGGAUCAUCCCUCCUGAAAAUAAGCAUUUCUGAUUCCAAUGACAACAGCCCUGUUUUCGAGCAACAGUCGUAUGUAAUCCAGCUCUUAGAAAACUCGCCGGUUGGGACGUUGCUCAUAGACCUCAACGCCACUGACCCAGAUGAGGGCGCUAACGGUAAGGUCGUGUACUCCUUCAGCAGUCAUGUGUCUGCCAAAAUUACAGAGACUUUUAGGAUAGAUUCAGAGAAAGGACAUCUGACCCUCCUGAAGCAAGUGGACUAUGAAGUAACCAAAUCCUAUGAAAUUGAUGCUCAGGCUCAAGAUUUGGGGCCAAAUUCUAUUCCGGCUCACUGCAAAAUUAUAAUUAAAAUUGUGGAUGUGAAUGACAACAGGCCCGAAAUUAACUUAAACCUGAUGUCCCCUGAGAAAGAAGAGAUAGCUUACAUUUCUGAAGGGUCACCCCUGGACACUUUCGUUGCCCUGGUGAGAGUGCAAGACAAGGACUCUGGUGUGAAUGGAGAGAUAGUUUGCAAGCUCCAUGGCCAUGGCCACUUUAAACUCCAAAAGACUUAUGAAAAUAACUAUUUAAUCUUGACUAAUGCCACUCUAGAUAGGGAAAAGAGAUCUGAAUACAGCUUGACUGUAAUAGCGGAGGACAAGGGAACGCCAAGUCUCUCCACAGUGAAACACUUUACUGUCCAAAUCAGUGAUGAAAAUGACAACCCACCCCGCUUCCAGACAAACAGAUAUGAAGUGGUUAUUUUGGAAAAUAACUCUCCCGGAGCAUACAUCACAUCAGUCACAGCCACAGACCCAGAUCUAGGUGACAAUGGGCAGGUGACCUACACUAUUUUGGAGAGCUAUAUUUUGGGAAGUUCUAUAACCACCUAUGUGACCAUUGAUCCCUCCAACGGGGCGAUCUAUGCCCUGCGAACCUUUGAUCAUGAAGAAGUAAAUCAAAUGGCCUUCAUGGUUCAAGCUAGGGAUGGAGGGAGUCAGCAGCUUGUUAGCAAUACCACUGUUGUGCUAACCAUCAUCGACGAAAACGACAACGCUCCUGUCAUCGUGGGGCCAGUGCUACGCAACAGCACAGCAGAAAUCUCAAUCCCUAAAGAUGCUGGAAUUGGCUUUCUUGUCACUAGGAUAAGGGCUACAGAUAGAGACUCUGGUAUGAACUCUGAACUCAGCUGCUCCAUAGCGGCUGACAAGGAAAACAGCAUCUUUGUGAUGGAUCCCAAAACUUGUGACAUCUCCAUCAACGUGAGUGUUGAAUCAGUUCCAGCAAAGCAAUGGGAGUUUUUUGUGAUAGUCCAGGACAAAGGCAGCCCUCAGCUUAGUACUAAAGCACUUCUGAAGUGUACUGUUUUUGAGUACAUUUAUUCGUUUUCAAGCACAGAAGCAACUUUGGUAAGCCAACCUUCCCUGGAUGUCUCCAUGAUAACGAUUAUAUCCUUAGGAUCAAUAUGUGCUGUGUUGUUGGUCAUUAUGGUUAUCUUUGCUACAAGAUGUAAUAGAGAGAAAAAGGACACCAGGUCCUACAACUGUCGCGUGGCGGAAUCGACCUACCAGCACCACCCAAAACGACCCUCAAGACAGAUCCACAAAGGGGACAUUACAUUAGUGCCAACAGUUAAUGGCACUUUACCCAUCAGAUCUCACCACAGAGCUUCUCCAUCAUCCUCUCCGACCCUGGAAAGGGGACAAAUGAGCAGCCGGCAGAGCCACCACAGCCACCAAUCGCUGAACAGCCUGGUGACAAUCUCCUCUAACCACGUGCCUGAAAAUUUCUCACUGGAGCUCACCCACGCUACUCCGGCUGUUGAGCAGGUUUCUCAGCUUCUCUCAAUGCUUCACCAGGGCCAGUAUCAACCAAGGCCAAGUUUUCGAGGAAACAAGUAUUCCAGAAGCUACAGAUAUGCCCUACAAGACAUGGAUAAAUUCAGCUUGAAAGAUAGUGGCCGUGGUGAUAGUGAAGCUGGAGACAGUGACUAUGAUUUGGGCAGAGAGUCUCCAAUUGACAGACUUCUUGGGGAAGGAUUCAGUGACCUUUUCCUUACAGAUGGGAGAAUUCCUGCAGCAAUGCGGCUGUGCACAGAAGAGUGUAGGGUGCUGGGGCACUCCGACCAGUGCUGGAUGCCACCAUUGCCCUCUCCCUCCUCCGACUACAGAAGUAACAUGUUCAUCCCUGGGGAAGAGUUCCAGUCACCCCAACAGCAGCUGCAGCAGCAGCAGCAGCAGGGCCUAGAGGAAGAUCCACAGCCUGCUGAUGCCAGCGAGAAGAAGAAGAGCUUUUCAACGUUUGGUAAAGACUGCCAGGGUGAGGAGGAGUCCGGGGACACCUGUACCUCCUCUCUCCUCUCGGAAAUGAGCAGCGUCUUCCAGCGCCUGCUGCCUCCCUCACUAGAUGCCUACACGGAGUGCAAUGAGAUGGAUCGCUCCAACGAGUUGGAGCGCAGGAAGGGACAUUUGCCAGCCAAGACUGUAAAUUAUCCACAGGGGGUGGCAGCCUGGGCAGCCAGCACACACUUCCAAAAUCCUGCCAACACCGGGCCCACUCUGGGGACUCACUCAAGCGCGCAGCCUUCCUCUAAAUGGCUGCCAGCCAUGGAGGAGAUCCCAGAGAAUUAUGAAGAAGAUGACUUUGACAAUGUGCUCAACCACCUCAGUGAUGGUAAACACGAACUCAUGGAUGCCAGUGAGCUGGUGGCAGAAAUUAACAAGCUGCUGCAAGAUGUCCGGCAGAACUAAUUGUUUCAAUAGCCUAUUUUUCCAUAUUUAUGGAAAACUGGAAGGGAAAAAAUAAUGAAAAACAAAAAAUGGACUGAGAAGAACUGGCAUUGCCAACUAGUUGCAUUUAUCAUAAAUGUGUCUGUGUAUGUUGAAUAUUAAAAUACUGUAUUUUCAUAUGUACACAAUGCAAGUGUGAUUAUCUUUAUCUGUAUUUUAAAAAUACAUUUGUACCUUAUAUUUAUGUGUAAUUUAACAAAUAAAUUUUAUUUUUGUACACCCACAGCAAGCAUGUUUUCCUAAAUGUAUAUAGAUGGUACCACCCUUGUCAAACUUCCGACGUUCU